AUGUUCUUCAUCGUAUUCCUCACAUUGUUGCCCUUAGGAAGUGACGCCAAUCAACUCGUGAUGAUUCCCCAUCAACAACCACACAUCGAAGACGUACUUGAUAAUCUCACCUUAACUUGCAUCUACCAGUUCAACAGCGACGAAGAGAAAAUGUCAGGCAACAUAACGUGGAUACUGCCCCCAUACCAACAAAAAACGAAAAAACGUUUAAGUUACAAAGUCGAGAGGAAUACAACUCACUUGACAUCGACGAUGACAUUGACAAAGACCGAACCCACCGACACGGGAUAUUAUCGAUGCUUUGUACGCUCCGAAAUCCAAAUCGCCCACUACGUCUACUUUUACAGUCAGCUCUCACUUUUAAAUAAUCGUCUCGCUUUUGACACAUAUACGACGUUUGCGGGUGAACCCCUCGAAAUCCCGUGCAGACCAACCCACCCAAAUGUCACCAUUUCACUGUACCGCGAAAAGCGAAACGAAAACAAUGAAAUGAAAUGGAAGUUAAUGGAACUUUCAAAUGAUUAUGGAAAUGCCAGUUGGUUGCUGAAACCUUUGCCAGAACGAGGACUGAUAUUAACCAAUCCGACAUUUAGCGACAGCAGAAGAUACAAGUGUGAGGGCACCAAGAACAAUUCUAAACUAUUAUUUGUAGCCACCACAAUCCAUUUCAGGAUUUUCAUCAACAGAAUGGAACUCUUUAGGGUUGGGGAUACAAUCGAAGGUAACAACGUUAGUCUCAUCUGUAAAACCGCCUACCUAAGUUACCGGGAUCGGGUGCAAUUUUGGGAACCCGAUUGGUUUUACUUCAACAAGGACACCGGCAAAAAACAAUUGAUCGAUCAAACUAACCUUCCUAAAGAGAAUAAACGGUUCCGUAUGAUAUCAGGCAACUCUCUCAAUGGAAGCUUACCGUACGGUUUGUACGAAAGUCACUUGCAUUUGCUAAGAAUUGGCUUCAAUACGCAAACGCACUUUCAAUGCAGUGUCAAUAUCCGUGGUCGCAUCAUUUCUAAGUCCAUUACUUUUACCGUUCAAGAAAACAAAUAUCCAGUGGAUGUAAAAUUGGGAAGAGGAAUAGCUCAAAAUUUAACUUGCACUCGGUUCACUGAUGACAACAUCAAAUGGUUCAAGGAUGACAAGGAAUAUUCGGGAUUGAUCUAUACGAACGAUGUUUCAUCAAUUUUACCACUAAACGGAAGUGAUGAAGAAAAUGGAAAUUAUUCUUGUCGUUGGAACAACAGCCGAGGGCAAAAGAGAUUUCGAAAUUUCUAUUUUCCUUACAAACCUGAAUCUAACGGUAUUGUGGCGAUUUCGGUCAUUGCCGUCUGCGUAUCUGUCGUGACGUUAAUUACAAUUGGAAUUGCAGGCAAAUAUGUGGGCAAGAGAAACCUGGAAAAAGAAAUUCAGGGAAGAUUAGAUGGAAAUCCUGAUGGUAUCGAUCCAAAUUUGCCAAUCGACUAUCAAACUGAAUUUCUACCUUACGACAAACGCUGUGAAUUUCCAGAAAAGCGCCUCAGACUCGGAAAACAACUGGGAAAAGGAUGUUUCGGAGAAGUUUACAAAGCCAAAGCUGUUGGACUCAAAGGAUCGGAUGAAAAUGUAACGACCGUGGCCGUCAAAAAGGUCCUAUCCACAUCGCAAUUUCAAAUGAAAUCAAAGACAGCCGCAUUAGACGCUCUCAUUGGAGAAUUGAAAAUUCUAAAUUAUUUGGGAUCGCAUUUAAAUGUCGUCAAUUUACUGGGGGCCUGCACCAAAAACAUCGUCAAAGGCGAACUCUUGGUGAUUAUCGAUUAUUGCCACUUCGGCAAUUUGCAAUCCUUUUUGAUUAAACAACGCAAUUCGUUUGUCGACCAAUUGGACGAGUUUGGUGACCUUCAACUGUCAAAUGAUUUCGUUGAAACUAACGAGACUCACAGUCAUGACAGUGACACUAGUGCAAAGCCUGGACCCUCAGAUCGUUCUGUUCCAAAAGCAAAAUGGACCAGCGACGAUUCAAUUUCUUUCGGUAAUUGUCAACAAGAAACGGAACCCAAUUGGAAAUAUGGAGAAAAUUCAGACGCCAUUACCAAUGGACCCAUUUCCACAUGGAAUUUAGUCAGCUUUUCUUUACAAAUCGCCAAGGGGAUGGAAUUCAUUGCUAGCAAAAAGGUUCUCCAUGGCGAUUUAGCGGCUCGCAAUGUCCUUUUAGCCGAUCAUGGAAUUGUCAAAAUUGCUGAUUUUGGAAUGGCCAGACAAAUGAAAAAUUACAUUUACGAAAAGAAAGGACAGGGAUUACUGCCAAUUAAAUGGAUGGCUAUUGAAUCACUGACGGAUCAAAUAUUUUCCAGUCGAUCGGAUGUCUGGUCUUACGGCAUUGUUUUAUGGGAGCUCUUUGUCCUGGGCAAAAUUCCUUACCCAGGUAUGAACGGCUUUAUAAUCGUGAAAAGUAUUCAAGAAGGACUACGAAUGGAGAAACCAGAUUACGCGCCAAAUUUCUUUGGAGAAAUGAUGAAAAGUUGUUGGAACAAAGACCCUAACGACCGACCAACGUUUCACCAGUUGGCUAACACGAUAGAGAAUUACAUGGAGCCAUUCGUUACCUCGGGCUACUUGGAUACAACUUCAGUUGAAAACAAUACCAACUAAGACUUUGGUGACUCUUCCCUCGCAAUUAUUUGCAAUGAAAUUUCAAGGACAAGAAACUAUUUCUAUGUAGCCCCACCCCUUCUUUAGAGCAAAACGUUUAACAAUUGUUGGCCAGAGA
This is a messenger RNA of Daphnia carinata, 2743 nucleotides long. Its product is annotated as vascular endothelial growth factor receptor 1-like. NCBI's taxonomy places the organism in Eukaryota, Metazoa, Arthropoda, Branchiopoda, Diplostraca, Daphniidae. The coding region runs from base 1 to 2625 and encodes 874 amino acids. Gene Ontology annotation, cellular component: signaling receptor complex. Gene Ontology annotation, molecular function: ATP binding; transmembrane receptor protein tyrosine kinase activity. The transcript is spliced from 15 exons. The record is from RefSeq and is a predicted model, not a curated record. Gene Ontology annotation, biological process: multicellular organism development; cell surface receptor protein tyrosine kinase signaling pathway; positive regulation of kinase activity.